Coccomyxa subellipsoidea C-169 is the source of this 750-nucleotide messenger RNA. RefSeq lists its product as hypothetical. The transcript has 5 exons. The coding region runs from base 176 to 382 and encodes 68 amino acids. NCBI's taxonomy places the organism in Eukaryota, Viridiplantae, Chlorophyta, Trebouxiophyceae, Coccomyxaceae. The record is from RefSeq and is a predicted model, not a curated record.
AUCCGUUGCAUUCAAAUCGCAGCCACAGCCGCGCGCGGCCCUUCGCAAGUCCAGCACGUGCUGCUUCAACCGUAUGUUCUCUCUCUCCAGCUUUUCAUUUGACAAGCUCAGGUCCAAAAUAAUCUUUUCCUUCAUUGCUUCUCUGGCUUCGCUCGCAGUGGGAGGAGCUGCCUGCAUGGUCAGGCUCCUCCCCUCCCUCCCCUGCUUUGCUGGCGUCCAUUCUGUCUGCAAGCUGAGAAAGAAGAGCAGCAUGAGCAACCCUGCUAUGAAGGGGCGCGAAAUGCCACUGCUGGUGCCUGGCAUUGGCUGGAAAAACAUCGCGCAGAGUGCCUGCGCAAUCUACAGGGCUAUGUCUUGCUGCAGGAAGUGUUGCCUCCUCUGAUCAGCCCCUCCACCACCUGGCAAGCUUCCUGUGAUGUGCACUGCGAUGCCGGGGCUGCAGCAAAGCUUGGUCCGUGCUAACGCUGAGAGGUGCUGGAAGUGUGCGAGAUAGGCGCUAUGUCAUUGGUUCCCGAUGUCGUCUUCAAGCCUUCCACUACAUAAUGACACUUUCUCCCCGAUUAGGAUGCUGAUCUCAAGACAUCCCAAUAGCUGGCGCCACUCAAUGUCCUUAUGUCACCUAGUACUGCUCCAAAACUUCCCGAUCCGUGAAGGUCCGCCUUGGAAACGUUCUGGUUGUGCAGAUCAAGUAUGCAAGCAUAGACGCAUGAACAAAACACAGAAUGAGAGUGAUGUCAAGGACGAUCCCUU